Acomys russatus (golden spiny mouse) is the source of this 1815-nucleotide messenger RNA. Its product is annotated as leukocyte immunoglobulin-like receptor subfamily B member 3-like. The record is from RefSeq and is a predicted model, not a curated record. NCBI's taxonomy places the organism in Eukaryota, Metazoa, Chordata, Mammalia, Rodentia, Muridae. Gene Ontology annotation, biological process: cytokine-mediated signaling pathway. Gene Ontology annotation, molecular function: inhibitory MHC class I receptor activity.
AUGUUGAAGACACCUCCUCUCAGAGGGUUCCACCCUACCCCUGUCCUCAGAGCACAGCCAGACUCUGUGGUCUCCAUGCAGAGUAGGAUGACAUUCUUGUGUGAGGGGACCACAGGAGCCAAAAAUUACUCUCUAUAUAAAAAUGGAAGCCCAGAUCCAUGGCGCACUGAAAUUCCCCCUGAACCUGGGAACAAGGCUGAAUUCUCCAUCGCAAGAGUUGACCAGCACCAUGCAGGGCACUAUCGCUGUUACUAUAGGAUCCAUGAUGAGUUGUCAGAGUACAGUGACGUCCUGGAGCUGGUGGUGACAGGAGCAUACAGUAAACCCAUCCUGUCAGCCCAGCCCAGCCCUGUGGUGACCUCAGAAGGGAAGGUCACCCUCCAGUGUGCAUCAGGGAAACAAUAUAACAGGUUCAUUCUGACUAAGGAAGGACCACAAAAGCUCUCCUCAAGGCAGGACUCACAGUACAGCCAUGUCAAGAAGUCCCAGGCCUUGUUCUCUGUGGGUCCAAUGACCUCCAGCCAGAGGUGGACAUUCAGGUGCUACAGCAAUGACCGGAACAGCCCACAGGUGUGGUCAGAACCUAGUGACCCCCUGGAGCUCCUGUUCUCAGGGAACCUCCAGAAACCCAUCAUCAAGGCUGAGCCAGGCUCUGUGAUUGCUUCCCAAAGUUCCACAACCAUCUGGUGUCAGGGAAUAAUGGAUGCCGAAAUAUAUGUUCUCCAUAAAGAGGGAAGCCCAAAACCCAGGGGAACACAAACCCCAGAGAAGCCUGGGCACGAGGCCAAGUUUAUCAUCCAUAAUGUGACAGAGGAGCAUGCAGGACAGUAUCGCUGUUACUGUUACAGCUCGGCUGGUUGGUCAGAGCACAGUGACACCCUGGAACUGGUGGUGACAGGAAUUCACAACUACACUAAACCCAGCUUGUCAGCCCUGCCCAGCCCUGUGGUGAACUCCGGAGGAAACGUGACCCUCCUAUGUGUCUCACAGAAGCGAUAUGAUAAGUUCAUUCUCACCAAGGAAGAUCAAAAGUUCUCUAGCUCUGUGGAUGCACAGUAUAUACACCCUACUGAACAGUGCCAAGCCAAUUUCUCCAUGGAUCACAUGACUCCAAGCCACACAGGAACAUUCAGAUGCUAUGGGUACUACAUGGAUACCCCACAGUUGUGGUCACGACCCAGUGAGCCCCUGGAAAUAAGCAUCUCAGGGCUGUCCAAGAAGCUCUUGCUGACUCACCAAGGUCAGAUCCUGGACCCUGGAAUGAGUCUCACCCUGCAGUGCUCCUCUGACAUCAACUAUGACAAAUUUGCUCUGUACAAGGAGGGAAAAUCUAACUUCACCCAGUACUCCAGUCAGUAGACUCAGGCUGGCCUCUCCUUGGCCAACUUCCCACUGGCCAUCCAGAGAAAGAGAGAUUUAGAGGAGAUCCCCAGAGGAGCAGGGAGACACUAUCUCUACCUCACUACUUCCCUCCAACAGAGACUACCUGAGGAAGACCUGCAGGAAGAGACAUAUGCCCAGGUGAAAACCUCCAGGAUCAGGAAGGAAAGAACACCCUUAACUUCUGCCAUGUCAAGUGAAUGUCCAAACACAAAAGGUGGACAAGCAGAAGAGGACAGAGAAGUGCAAAAUCAGGCUGCCAAAUCCAAGGAGCCCGAGAGUAUGACCUAUGCCCAGCUCUGCAUCAGGACGCUCAGCACAGGGAGAACUACACCUCCUCCCUCCCAGGCAGGGGAAGGUCCAGAGGAGCCCAGUAUAUAUGCUGAUCUGGCAGCUGCUCAUGCAGAGGCUGUACCCAAGGACAAUAUGCAAUGA